GUGAGUUUCUGUUUAAGACUGCCAUCUAGUGGCCGUGUUCGUUAAAUGACUACUAUUGUAGGCUUUAAAGAACCAGGAAAUGUUUCAGUUCAGAUAAAUCGAAACUAAACUGCUGUCAGACUGUUGUGAAUGUCUCUCUACCUGUGAGUGCGUGCAGUACAAUGGCAGAAUCCAGCAUUUCAGGGGCUCAGGAUCAAUUCAGCUGUUCAAUCUGUCUGAAUUUACUGAAAGAUGCAGUGGCCCUCACCUGUGGACACAGUUACUGUAUGAGCUGUAUUACAGGCUGCUGGGAUCAGAAGAGAGUCUACAGCUGUCCUCAGUGCAGACAGACCUUCACUCCAAGACCUGCUUUAGGUAAAAACACCAUGAUGGAUGAAGUGCUGGAGAAACUCAAGAAGACAAAACUACAAGUUGCUCGUCCUGCUCAGUGUUACUCUGGAUCUGGAGAUGUGGGGUGUGACGUCUGUACUGGGGACAAAAAUAAAGCCAUCAAGUCCUGUCUGGUGUGUCUGGAAUCUUACUGUCAGACUCAUUUUGAACGUCAUGAAGAAUUUCACUUUGGCAAGAGACACAAAAUGACAGAUGCCCCUGGACGACUGCAGGAGAUGAUCUGCCCUCAACAUGAUAAACUGUUGGAGAUUUUCUGUUGUACUGACCAGAGCUGUUUAUGUUAUAUGUGUAUGAUAGAUGAACACAAAGACCAUAACACUGUAUCAGCUGCUGCAGAGAGGACUGAGAAACAGAGACAUCUGGAAGAGACCCGGAGAAAAUUCCAGCAGAGAAUCCAGGAGAGACAGAAGGGGCUUGAGGAGCUGAGAAAGGCUGUAGAGUCUCACAAGCGCUCUGCACAGACAGCAGUGGAGGACAGUGAGAGGAUCUUUACUGAUCUGAUCCGCUGCAUUGAGAGAAGCCGCUCUGAGGUGACACGGCUGAUCAGAGAUCAGGAAAAGGCUGAAGUGAGUCGAGCUGAAGAACAACUGAAGCGACUGGAGCAGGAGAUUGAAGAUCUGAGGAGGAGAGACGCUGAGCUGGAGCAGCUUUCACACACAGACAAUCACAUCCAUUUCCUCCAGCGUUUCCAGUCUCUAUCUGUUCCUCCUGGAUCUACAGACUCACCCAGCAUCACUGUCAGUUCUCGUCUCUCUUUUGAUGAUGUUGAAAAAUCUGUGUUUAAUCUGAGAGAGAAACUGGAGCAUUUCAGCCGAGAGGAGAUAGAAAUGUUAUCUGGUAGAGUGAGAAACAUCAACAUCAUUCCCACCUCUGAACCUGAGACCCAUGAGGACUUCCUCCAGUAUUCCCGUCAGCUCACUUUGGAUCCAAAUACAGUGAAUAAAAACCUGUUACCGCCUGAAGAGAACAAAGUGAUUAAAUACACUCGUGAGGAACAGCCAUAUCCUGAUCAUCCAGACAGAUUUGAUGGUCUUCCUCAGGUGUUGUGUAGAGAGAGAGUGUGUGGACGCUGUUACUGGGAGGUGGAGUGGAGUGGUUGGGUGGGUAUAUCAGUGUCAUAUAAGAGCAUCAGCAGGAAGGGAUGGGGAAAGGAGUGUGAGUUUGGGUGUAAUGAUCAGUCCUGGAGUUUGUACUGCUCUGACUCCAGCUGCUCAUUCUGGCACAAUAACAAGCAGAUUAAACUCCCUGUAGUCUCCAGCUCUUCUAGAGUAGGGGUGUAUGUGGAUCACAGUGCAGGAACUCUGUCCUUUUACAGCGUCUCUGACACAAUGACCCUCAUUCACAGAGUCCAGACCACAUUCACUCAGCCUCUCUAUGCUGGGUUUUGGGCAAACAAAUUUUUAACAGGACUAAUGUUUUUCUUUUCAAAAGCGACACUCUAUGAUCUAACAACAUAGAUGGUACAGACUUUCUACAAAUAGAUAUUUUGAGAUUGUAUUCCCUACAUGAAUUUUUCAAGAAAUGACAAGAAAUGUUGCCAGAUUGCAUAGAAUUUCCAGGUAGACCCCUGAAGAGAGUUAUCUUUUUUGUUUUUUGUUUUUUUUUCAGUUUAAGAUAUUACAUGAUCUCUUUAAUCCAAUGAAGGAAAGUAGGGGGAGGGGGCCUUUCCAUUUAAGCAGUAUUAAUCUUCUGGCAAGUAGUGUGCAAAAGGACACAUUUUGCAAUCAUUGCUACUUAUGCUCUUGUUUUGUGCUGAAACACCAAAUAUAGCAAUAAAAGGAGAUGGGUCUAUUGGUAAACCUAUUAUUUCUAAAAAAAAAAAAUGCAUCAAAAACAUGUUUUGAAUUUUGACAUUUUUUCUUAUGUUUACUCCAAAUAUUAUCAAUAUAAUAUUAAUUGAUUUAUUCACUGAUUUUAUUGAUCACUUGCAAUGAUGCUUAUUAUUUGAUAUGUAUGAAAUUGUCUUUUAAAUGGAAAGAAGUGCAUUUAAAUUAAUUGUGAUAAAUAGCGUCACAUCCAUUUGUGGCUGUCAUAAUCUUAUUCUCUUGGUUCCAGCAAUUUCUGGAAAUCCCUAAUAUAAACAAAUGACCUCUAAUUAUCAUUAUUAAAACAGAUGGAGUGCACACCAUUUUUACGCAAUGGAAUUAAAAUUUAAAUUAAAGAUGAUUUAACAUUAGGCUACUUUUAUUGAGUGAGAAUGAGAAUCUGCAAGGUCAGUCUCUUUCUGUAAGCAAUGGCCUACAUCAUAAAAUCCCGAAGCACUACAGAACCUUAAACACUCAACUUAUUUAUAUAUCUAUAUCCAGUGUUGGGAAGGUUACUUUGGAAAUGUAACAGGUUACAAAUUACAAGUUACCCUAUUUAAAAUGUAAUAAGUAGUGUAACUAUUUCAAUUACUUUAUUAAAGUAAUGUAACUAAUUGCAUUUGAUUACUUUUCAACAUUUCUAACAAAUGUUUUCAACUGUUAAUCAUUUUCAAACAUUUAAAGCAGGCAGGGUUUAACCUUACAGUAGUACUCAACACUGAUUACUGUCAGACUUUCAAAAUCCUUCAUCACUUGAAUUAAGAUUAUAAAAUUUAAUUUUAAAGGGCUACCACCACCAAAUCAGACUUUAUAGCUGUAACCCUACACCAGCAGAGGGAGCCCUUGCUCAUGUACUGACUGUUACCUCUCCCUCUGCUUCCUCUAUGGUGACUUCCUGUUUGGCAGCCAUAUAAAGAGGGCCAUGCCAAACAGGCCUUUGUGAAGUCUUGUUCCACUGUUAUUGGACGCUACUGAGUGUUUAUUUUCUUUACCUGGUCUUGUUUUUUGCCUUGCCUGUGUUUUGGACUUUGGACUGCUUUCUUGUUUUAUGAUUGCUGCCUGCCUUGAUCAUCGCCUGUGUUUUGGAUUACUAUUUUUCCUUAACCUGGAUAUUGUUGUUUGCUGGUGUUCGACCCUGCCUAU
Messenger RNA from Onychostoma macrolepis, 3338 nucleotides. RefSeq names its product tripartite motif-containing protein 16-like. Bases 162 to 1847 code for a protein of 561 amino acids. Gene Ontology annotation, molecular function: zinc ion binding; protein binding. NCBI's taxonomy places the organism in Eukaryota, Metazoa, Chordata, Actinopteri, Cypriniformes, Cyprinidae. The record is from RefSeq and is a predicted model, not a curated record. The transcript has 6 exons.